GACCGGGCAGCGAUUGGUCGAAACUCUCGACUUCCCAUGCAGCGCCUUCGAGGCCGUGCGCUCGGCGCGGUUGCGCUCCUCACGCUGCAGACGUCGCACUCUGUGUGCGAGCCCGCACCGGUGGCCAAGUUUGCCGACAAGAAAGACGCCGCCGUCAAAGACGUCCCGCCCAAGGCCUCGGGCUGGCUACCGUCCAUCUCGGGGCUCUGGAGCUACUACUGGCCCAGCGCCGACGAUGCCCACUUCGCCAAGUACGGGCCGUCAAGCGACCAAGUGGGCUUGAUGUCGUGGCCGACGCUGCAAGCGGGUUUAAAGAAGCGUGCAGAUGACGAAGUCGCCCUCCGCGCUCUGACCAACGAAGCGAUCGCUGCAACCAAGGCCAACGACGUGGCGACAAUGAACGCGCUCCGCGCCCGCAUCACGGUGAUUGCAUACGGCGACGGCGUCACACCCGAGGCGCGCCAGGCGCACUUGGAAAAGUACGGCUGCGUCAUGUACACGGACGCAGCGCUGGAUGCGAUUGCGACAGCGGCGCGUCACACCCGCGGGAUCAUCGAGCUCGGCGCUGGAAAUGGUCAGUGGGCCAAGCAGCUCCGCGCCGCCAAGGGCCUCGACGUCCUCGCCUUUGACAACAUGGCCGCGCUGCCAUUGAACCCCGCUUUCUUCCGCAACACGACGCUCAACAUGGAGUUUUGUGCGGCCGACGUCAUGAAGGGCGACGCCGGCAUCUUCACCUCGAGCCUCGCACCCAAGCUCCACGGCCGCGCGCUCCUCAUCGUGUUUCCGGAUCCGGGGCCCAUGGCGCGGCGCUGUGUCGAGGCGUACGCCAAGAGCAGCAGCGAAAACAACGUGUUUAUCUACGUGGGCGAAGGCCGGGGUGGCGCCAACGGCGACGACGCUUUCUUUGAUGUGCUCGAGCGCGACUGGGUGCUUGAGCAUUCGAUGAGCCUCCCGUCGUUCUCCAAGAAAGGCUACGAGCGCCUCUUUGUCUUUACCAAGCGAGCGUCCGCGUAGAGUACAAUAGAACCAUCAAGCACACGUUGUCAUUUCGAUACAUGGCCCUGUAGAGCAC
Messenger RNA from Saprolegnia parasitica CBS 223.65, 1072 nucleotides. RefSeq lists its product as hypothetical. Lineage: Eukaryota; Oomycota; Saprolegniomycetes; Saprolegniales; Saprolegniaceae. The transcript has a single exon. Bases 37 to 1014 code for a protein of 325 amino acids. The record is from RefSeq and is a predicted model, not a curated record.